Messenger RNA from Orcinus orca (killer whale), 4656 nucleotides. It is a transcript of the gene SCARB2, whose product is annotated as scavenger receptor class B member 2. The transcript is spliced from 12 exons. The record is from RefSeq and is a predicted model, not a curated record. NCBI's taxonomy places the organism in Eukaryota, Metazoa, Chordata, Mammalia, Artiodactyla, Delphinidae. The coding region runs from base 342 to 1778 and encodes 478 amino acids. Gene Ontology annotation, cellular component: cytoplasm; lysosome; membrane. Gene Ontology annotation, molecular function: scavenger receptor activity. Gene Ontology annotation, biological process: protein targeting to lysosome; receptor-mediated endocytosis.
CCCGCGCAGUUGCCGGCUGUCGCCUCCCGGGGCUGCGGAGAGCCCGGCCGGCGAGCGUCCCCGCCCUGCGCGCUCCCUUUCCCUCGUGAGCUGCGCCACAAGGGCGUCGCGGCUGCCCCGGCCAGGGAAAGCGAAACCAAAGCGCGCCUUCCACUCCCCAUCGGCCGGCCGGGGGCAGUGGGGCCGCGCUUGUCCGGCCGCGGAGCCGGGAGCCAGGCGCAUCGGCCGGGCCGCAGGCGCCCGAGGGUCCCGGGUCUUCCGGCCGCUACUGCGGCGGCGCCUCCCUCCCUCCCUGUUUCCCGUCCAGUCGCCGGCCGCCGGGCCCGUGAGCGGUGCGCGGAAUGGGCAGGUGCUGCUUCUACGCGGUGGGGACGCUGUCUCUGCUUCUGCUGGUGACCAGUGUCACGCUGCUGGUGGCCAGAGUCUUCCAGAAGGCCGUGGACCAGGCGAUCGAGAAGAAUAUUGUGUUAAGGAAUGGCUCGGAGACCUUUGAGUCCUGGAGGAAGCCCCCUCUGCCCGUGCACACCCAGUUCUAUUUCUUCAAUGUCACCAAUCCAGAGGAGGUCCUCAGAGGGGAGACCCCUCGGUUGGAAGAAGUGGGGCCCUACACCUACAGGGAACUCAGAAACAAAGAAGAUAUUCAAUUUGGAGAAAACGGAACAACAAUAUCUGCCGUGAGCAACAAGGCCUAUGUUUUUGAACGAGAUAAAUCUGUUGGAGACCCUAAAGUUGACUUACUUAGAACAUUAAAUAUUCCUGCACUGACCGCCAUGGAAUGGGCCAAGCUACCCUUUCUCCACGAGCUCAUCGAGGCCCUGUUGAAGGCGUAUCAGCAGAAGCUCUUUGUGACCCACACGGUGGAUGAAUUGCUUUGGGGCUACAAAGAUGAGAUCUUAUCCCUCAUCAACACUUUAAAACCUGACAUCUCUCCCUAUUUUGGCCUGUUCUAUGGGAAAAAUGGGACUAAUGAUGGAGACUAUGUUUUUCUAACUGGAGAAGACAAUUACCUUAACUUUUCCAAGAUUGUGGAAUGGAAUGGAAAAACGUCACUUGACUGGUGGACAGCAGACGAGUGCAAUAUGAUCAACGGAACAGACGGAGAUUCUUUUCACCCAUUAAUCACCAAAGACGAAAUCCUUUAUGUCUUCCCAUCUGAUUUUUGCAGGUCAGUAUAUAUAACUUUCAGUGACUUUGAGAGCGUACAGGGACUGCCUGCCUUGAGGUUUAAGGUGCCUGCAGAAAUAUUAGCCAAUACCUCAGACAACGCUGGCUUCUGUAUACCUAAAGGAAACUGCCUGGGCUCAGGAGUUUUGAAUGUCAGCGUCUGCAAGAACGGUGCACCUAUUAUUAUGUCUUUCCCACACUUCUACCAAGCAGAUGAGAAGUUUGUUUCUGCCAUAGAAGGCAUGCACCCAAAUAAGGACUAUCAUGAGACAUUUGUGGACAUUAAUCCUUUGACUGGAAUUAUCCUAAGAGCAGCCAAGAGGUUCCAAAUCAACGUUUAUGUCAAAAAAUUAGACGACUUUAUUGAAACGGGAAAUAUUAGAACCCUGGUUUUCCCAGUGAUGUAUAUCAAUGAGAGUGUUCUCAUUGAUAAAGAGACUGCAAGUCGACUGAAGUCUGUGAUUAACACUACUCAGAUCAUCACCAACAUACCCUACAUUAUCAUGGCGCUGGGUGUGUUCUUUGGUCUGAUCUUCACCUGGCUCGCGUGCAGAGGACAGGGAUCCAUGGACGAGGGAACUGCAGACGAAAGAGCACCUCUCAUACGAACCUAAGCUAACCAUGGGCUGCGCCUGGGGAAGGAAGCGUGCGAGCUGUCGUGACCUGGACCACGACAGUGGGGCAACUGUCUGCAUCCUCACAGGCUUGUCAACUGGUGCGAGAGGGAGGAGACCCCGUGCCUGCGUGUGUUCAGCACCUUCUGGCAGAGGUUCAAGAACAGGCUGACCUGGUUGGCCAUCAGGAUCCUGUGGUCCCUGACAAAUUGUUUUUCAUGUGUCUAGCAAGUAUUUAAUAAACUCUGGUGUAGUAAUUUUUUUGUUGUUGGGUGCUGGUAGCUCCAGAAUUUUGUGACCACUGUCGUGGUUAUAAUGUCUGUGCCUCACUUGUUAACACUACUUGGUCUAACCUUAUUCACUACUCUUCAUUCACCAAACUUUGUGCUCAAAAUACAUAAAUACUAUUUGAUGUUGUAUUCCUCCAUUCAUUUCAUCCACAAAACAGAAGUAAAUAAGAUUUGGGGAUGCAGGGUAAAAUGGUAAGCCUCAUUCGAUAUCAUUCAAAUGCAUCUAAUUUCCUCUUUUGAAAAGGUGCAUAUUGCAUUUCUUUUCUUUUCUUUUUUUUUUUUUUUUUUUGCUGUACGCGGGCCUCUCACUGUUGUGGCCUCUCCCGCUGCAGAGCACAGGCUACGGACGCACAGGCUCAGCCGCUCCGCGGCAUGUGGGAUCUUCCCGGACCGGGGCACUAACCCGUGUCCCCUGCAUCGGCAGGUGGACUCUCAACCCCUGCGCCACCAGGGAUGCCCCAUAUUGCAUUUCUUGCUAAUCUUCAGUUCAUAAUUCCUCCAGGAAAAUAAUUCAGACAGCUUUCAUACAGGGUAGGAAUCAAGCAGGGAAGGGGUUUGUGGAGGUGGUACCCGUGAGCUGAUAGUGACAAGCACCUGAGGAUUUUUGACUUGUACUUUUGUGAAUUGAGAGAAUGCAUAAAUGAUGUUGGUGAGGACAAGUACAGAUAUUUCAUAUAGAAUAGAAUGCUAGUUAUGACAUUUGUGGGUAGUUUGUUAUUUUUUUAGUCCAAAUGAUCUUGAUGUGGAAAGAUGUUUCUGGGAGAAGGUAAUCAGUAACUGAUUUUUUUCCCCAAUCACCCUUGCCAAAUGUGACUGUUACAAUACAAUUACAAUACUAUUGAGUGAUUAUUUGUAAAAUGAUUUCUAAAUAUAGGAAAUCCAUCUCUCCACAGCCUAAGGUACACUUAAAUUUCAGGAAGUCUGACUACACUAAAGAGACAUUUCUUCUAGGGCAGUCUUCUUGGUAACUUUGAAAUUGUUUUUAUAAGUUGUUCUUUUCUCAGAUUCAGUUCCUUCUGAUGUUUUGUGGCUCACUGUCACUCACUGAAUAGAGAAAAAUGUGCCCUACGCUUCCUGUGACAAUCAUUUUGCUGACAGAGUGAUGGUGUUUUAAAAUAUUGCACAGAAAGUGCAUUUAAGAAAAGUCCCUUGGGACCAGAAGCAGAGCCACCUCUCUGCAGAAGACCUCUUGGCUUUCAGUGUAACCUACGUCAGGAUUGGGAACCAUCAGCUGUCACAGAAUUCAAGCAUAUUUAAGGGCAGUUUCUUUGAUUCUUAACGUUCACUAUUCAUUUUUGAUUGAGAAACCUGUACAGUUAAUAUGGCAAAGUGCACAGAUAAUGUCUUAACAACUGAAUCAUUCUGCAGGAUUUUUUGUUUAAAACUGGGUUUCAGUGUAAGCAAAUGAAAGAAAAAAAGCCACAGUUUCACAAAUACAACUUCUGAUCCCUGUAUGGAGGUAAUAAAUCAUUUCGUUUCCUUGCCUCAAUUUUCCUACUCUCUACCCUAAAGCAAUUUGUAAUGUUUCCCUUUUUGAAGGGGCAGUUCAUUAAACUCUCAAUUUCUCUAUAAAUUAAGAUAGAACCUAUAGAUACCCCAAAUCACCGAAAUGUGAAAAGCUAAAUUGAAGAUAUUUUGUCUUCAAUAAUGCCAAAUAUCUAGAUUUUUAAAAAUUUAUCAGUAUUUAACUAGAUAAUUGGCACAUCUUAUUCUGUUAUGCACCCAUUUAUUCACAUUAAUAAAACUGAUAAGUCAGUGCGUACCCACUGAUUCAUUCUCUUACCAGAAUAUAAUCAUCUGUGAGGAAGAAAUUUUUAAAUACUAUGAGUGAUAAUAUUACAGUUAAUGAUGUACACCUUUUGAUUGAAUCCCACACAGUCAGGGAGGCCAAAAGCAUAAUAUUUUCCUAUGAUUCUUAAUAGUUACUUGGCUUAAAAAUCACAUUUGAUAUUUUCCUUCUGAAAAAUCUGUGGCAAACCCAUACACUGCAGUCAAGAUCAUAGAUUGGUUAAGAAGAAUGAAUGUACCUAUUUGGUUUUAGGUUGAAAUAACAAACAGUUCCUCAUGGUCAUUUUUGUGGAGCUAUUAUCCUAGAAAGGUCCCCAAAAGCUUUGUGAUUGUCACAAUCAAAGAAUACGGUGUCCUGUACUAUGAUACUCAGUUUAGGAGAAACCAAACAGAGAGAGGUUACCUCACUUCUCUCAGGGAAGAUCAGGAGUUGAACACAGGACAGGAGAUGGUCUUUGCCACAUUCAGCUCCAGGCUUUUCCCACUAGACUUUAUUCUAGAAAGCUCACUAAUGGUCAGGCAGACCAAGUACUACACAACUAACCUUUAUCGGGGUUUUUACUUAAGAGAGGCUAAUUUUUUAUUUCAGUUGCUCAAGAUAAGAGUUCUGUAAAAGGUGCCCGCCAUCCUUGGCCCUCUGGGCAUUAUCACUAGGAUUAAUUGCUUGUGGCUGUUAAAUGCUGAGCAGAAUGUUCUUCCUAUAGUUUAUACCGCUGGUUCCUUUCAUGUGAUUCUUGACAUGUUUAUUUCUACCCUUAAUGCAAUGAAAUAUUUCACUAAUAAAAAAACUUUCUAUGAAA